UCCGCUUACAGCGGGGAGAACCGACUAGCGGGGCGGGUAGAGCUGGCGGCGCCUCGCCUUCCCGCGCGCUGUCAGUUAGGCGGCGCGAGGCGCCCGGCAGCCCCAUGAUUGGCUGGCGCCGCUUGGGCCCCGCCCCCCGCGCUUUUUGUGUUGUUGGCGCGCGCUGCCAAUCAGCCGCCCGGGCGGGGGGCGCGCCGCUUCCCCGCGGGCCCGCCCCCUCCCCCGCCUGGCCAGACGCUGUCAGCUCUGCAGCCGCGGGAAGGCGCCUGGCCCGGCUCGGCUCGGCCCUCUGCGCCCGCCCCGCCACGCCACGCCACGCCCCUGGCUCUGCCCGCGGCGGGGCCCGGCGCCACCCCCCGGGCCCGGCUUCCCGCGCGGGCCCCGCCCCCGCCGUCAAUCAGCGGCGGCGGCGGGCGGAGAGACGGGCAGCUACGCCACAGCCCAGUGGCGGCCAUUCGUGGAAAAAUAGGCCGGGCCGCUCCUCCCAGCUCCGGCUGCGACCGGCCUUCUCCCCGCUACCCCCACCCCACCCUCCGCCUCCUCCUCCGCCUUCUCUCUCCUCCCCCCCAGAGCGAGCGGCGCCUCCGCGGGGCAUUAAUGCGGGAUGAGCGAUCAAAAGAAGGAGGAGACUAUGCCCUCGGAGGGAGAGAAAUCUCCCGAGGAGCCAGAAAAUAACAACAACAAUAAUAAAAAAAACAAAACUGGAGGCUCACAGGAUUCUCAACCUUCACCUCUGGCUUUGCUAGCAGCCACUUGCAGCAAAAUAGGGACACCUGGUGAGAAUCAAGCAACUGGACAGCAGCAGAUUAUUAUAGAUCCAAGCCAAGGUUUGGUGCAGCUUCCAAAUCAGCCACAACAGUUAGAAUUAGUAACCACUCAGCUUGCUGGAAAUGCUUGGCAGCUUGUUGCUGCUGCUCCUUCUGCUUCAAAAGAAAAUAAUGUUACUCAGCAAGGAUCUUCUGUCACUUCAAGCGCACCAAGUCCCACCAGUAGCAACAAUGGAAAUACGUCUCCUUCAAAAACUAAAUCUGGCAAUUCUUCUUCAACAACCCCGGGACAAUUUCAAGUUAUUCAGGUGCAGAAUCCGAGUGGUAGUGUCCAGUACCAAGUGAUCCCACAGAUUCAGACAACAGAAAGUCAACAAGUUCAAGUCAAUCCUGCUAAUGCUACAAAUCUGCAAGAUUUACAGGGUCAAAUUCAACUCAUCCCCGCAGGGAAUAAUCAAGCUCUUCUGUCAGCUGCAAAUAGGACAGCUUCAGGGAAUGUUAUUGCUCAAAACCUAGCAAAUCAGACGGUUCCAGUCCAAAUUAGGCCUGGUGUUUCUAUACCACUGCAGCUGCAGACUAUCCCUGGUACUCAGGCACAAGUUGUAACAACCUUGCCUAUAAACAUUGGAGGAGUAACUCUAGCAUUGCCUGUGAUAAACAACGUGGCUGCUGGGGGAAGUUCUGGACAGGUUGGACAGCCUACUGAGAGUGGGGUUUCCAAUGGAAAUCAGUUGGUAUCUGCUACACCUGUUACUACUGCCUCUGCUAGUACUAUGCCAGAAUCACCUUCCUCCUCUUCCACCUCUACAACCACUGCCUCAACAUCUCUGACUAGCAGUGACACUUUAGUAAGCUCUGUAGAAACAGGCCAGUUCUCAAGCACCACAGGCAGCAGUUCUGAACAUACCACUGAAGAACCUCAAACAACUGCUUCUGAGACUGAAGCCCAGAGCUCGAGUCAGCUUCAGCCUAAUGGACUACAGAAUGUGCAGGAUCAGUCAAGUUCACUUCAGCAGGUGCAAAUUGUAGGUCAGCCUAUUCUGCAACAAAUACAGAUCCAACAGCCUCAGCAGCAGAUUAUUCAGGCCAUUUCACCUCAGUCAUUUCAGCUCCAGUCAGGGCAAACUAUUCAGACCAUCCAGCAGCAGCCUUUGCAAAAUGUUCAGUUGCAAGCAGUGAGUCCUACUCAGGUGCUCAUCAGGGCUCCAACUUUAACACCAUCAGGGCAAAUCAGCUGGCAAACUGUGCAGGUUCAGAAUCUACAAAGCCUUUCAAAUUUGCAAGUUCAAAAUGCUGGGUUACCCCAACAAUUAACCAUUACCCCAGUGUCUUCAAGUGGUGGCACAACUAUUGCCCAAAUUGCCCCAGUGGCUGUUGCUGGUACUCCAAUCACACUGAACGCUGCGCAGCUUGCUUCAGUGCCUAACCUUCAGACAGUAAGUGUUGCCAACUUGAGUGCAGCAGGUGUUCAAGUUCAAGGAGUUCCUGUUACCAUAACCAGUGUUGCAGGUCAGCAUCAAGGACAAGAUGGAGGUGUGAAAGUACAGCAAGCUACAAUAGCACCUGUAACUGUAGCAGUAGGAGGCAUUGCUAAUGCAGCAAUUGGUGCUGUUAGUCCUGAUCAGAUCACACAAGUGCAGUUGCAGCAAGCUCAACAAGCGUCUGACCAGGAAGUGCAACCUGGCAAGAGAUUAAGAAGAGUGGCCUGUUCAUGUCCUAAUUGUAGGGAAGGAGAAGGAAGGGGUAGCAAUGAACCAGGAAAAAAGAAACAACAUAUCUGCCAUAUUGAAGGAUGUGGAAAAGUUUAUGGGAAAACCUCUCAUCUCCGGGCACACCUUCGUUGGCAUACUGGAGAAAGACCGUUUGUAUGCAAUUGGAUGUUUUGUGGAAAAAGAUUUACGAGGAGUGAUGAGCUUCAGAGACAUAGAAGAACCCACACAGGUGAAAAGAGAUUUGAGUGUCCAGAGUGUUCUAAAAGGUUUAUGCGAAGUGACCAUCUCUCCAAACACGUCAAAACUCAUCAGAACAAGAAAGGUGGUGGAACAGCUCUUGCUAUUGUUACCUCGGGAGAACUGGACUCUUCAGUUACUGAGGUCCUUGGCUCCCCAAGAAUAGUCGCAGUUGCAGCCAUUUCUCAAGAUUCAAACCCAGCAACGCCUAAUGUUUCUACAAGUAUGGAAGAAUUCUGAAAAGAGCAUUUAUAGAGCCACCUAGUGCUGCACUUAAGUUUACAUACCUUUCAAGAUAUGGAAGUGGGCUGGUAAAGUGGAUUACAGAGCAGGAAAAAUCAUGUUUUCAGUCUUGACUUCUGUAAGUAUUCCAAAUUGGAGGGUCAGCAUGAGAAGUGUACACUGGUGCAACAAGACAAAAUUUUCAAAAAUACAAACAGCGCAAAUUGACAUACUGGACAAACAGAUGGGGGAAUAUUACUUCUAUACUGUAACUGUACUUUUUUAGUUAUAUGGAUGUAUAUCAUGUAAUGAUUUUAAAUGAAAUUCCCCCCUCUAUUUUAGCAUUGUGUGUUUAAUGUGUUUAUAAAGACAAAAAAUAUCAAUAUAAGACAGGGUGGUUCUUGGUUAGGAUUAUUGCCAUUUUGAAGGCACUUGGUUUUUAAUCUGAAUUUAUGAUACUUUCAUGGGAAUGUCCUUUCCCAUCAGGCACAACAAAACUGCAUAAGAAUUGAUUGGUAAUGGAAAGAUUUUAUUUGUUUGCUUAGGUCUGUAACAUGUAAGUUGAUUUUGGCCGUCUUUUCUCAAGUUCAGAAAUUAUUCAAACAACAGCUGACAGGUAUGCUGCCAAGUGCAUCUGAGGAGCACCUCAGAUGAUGUUGACCACUACAUUAUGGUAGUGUGCAUAAAUGACAAUCAGUGAACUCGCAUUGCUUUCUUUCUUUUGGAGAGUUAAAGAUUAUUUAGAAAUAAUGUAAACAGUAGAAAAGAUGAAACCAUAGAAAUAUAUUAACAUAAGAUUUUACCAAAAUUAUCUCUAUGUAGGAUAAUAGAAUAUGGCAAUUGUGUAUCAGAUUUUAGUAUUCAUUGUAUGUUGCAUCAUUUCUGACCCUUAGUUAACUUAGUCUCAAAGGUUCAUAAUUUUACAUAUUUAAAUUUUUAUUAAAAUACUUGGAAAUAAGUUAGACAAAGAAUUGUUUGAUGAGUGUUUUAACUCAUUCUUCAGUUUCUUCCUCCUGUAAAUAUUAGUGGUUAUAUUAUGGUUUAAUGUGUUGAAUUCUUUAUACUUUGACUUAAUAGCCAAAGAAAAGGAUCAAUUAUCACAUUUUAACCAAAAAAAAAAAAAAAUUGUAAGUAAAUCUAUUCUCUUUCUUUUCCCCCUAAAAAUUAGUCACCUUUAUUUUUUUUUCCAAUGAUAGAUGGAUAGGCUGGGAAGGAAUAUAUAUCGCUCAUCAAACCUUUUCUGAUAUAACUAGUAUGUUUGAGUCUUUAACCACAAGGCAAACUUGGGGGAGAGACUGAGGCAGGGAGUGUAGUUAUCUUUUUUAUCACACAGCAGUUAAUUUAAAGGAUAAGAUAAUCUUUUCAGAUCUGUCAAGUUAGUAAAACAUAAAUGUAGAAGAAAUAAUACACCUGUGCAUUUUAUGUGUGAAAAUGCUAGAGCAAAUAAAGAGGAAAGAUGGCCAAAUAUUUCAUGCUCAGGAUUUUGGAUUAGUAACCAUAAGCAUAAAUGUAAUAUUUUACAAAGUUAGUCUUUGGAAAGAGUAUCACAUGACCAACUUUUUUUUUAAUGUAUACACCAAAAUAUUUUUGAUGUAACUAAAACGAAGUACAGUGCAAGAAGGAUAACUUUUUUCCUGCAUAUUUAAAGAUGGUUUAUUUGGUAACUGUUUGUAUGACACCCGUAACAGAUACCUUUUGCAUUCCCUCAGAAAACAAAUACUUCUCAUCUGAAUACUUUAUCAAUCUUGUGGUGUUUCAUGUAUUUUUGAAGGAAGAGAAAUACCAAGCAUUGUUUACACUGUGUACACUUUAGGCCAGCCCUUUGUAGCGAAAUAAUAAGCUGAAGGUCUUUUAUACUUUCAGUUUACAUAAAAAGCUUUGAGAUUUAAAGAAAAACAAUUUUACACUGUGGUUAUAAACUUCAAAUUUCUUAAAGCUUUUGUAGACUUGUAACAAAGUCUUUAAAUUUUAGUUGGGUUUUGUACAUUCUUUUUGUAUAUUUUAUUUAAAUUACUUAACUGAUGUGUCUGGAUUUCAAACAUCAGAAUCAAUUACAUGUCACGUUUAAUACAGGUGAAUAUUAGGUAGUGCUAAUUGUUAAUUUUGUUUUAUAGGAAUUGAAACGUCAAAUAUAUAUUUUAUCAUUAUGCUUCACAAUCAGUGCUAUGAAUUUCUUUAUGCAAAGAAAACCUUUCCUAAUGUUAUAAUCAUGUUUCCUAGAAGUUAACAAUUUUUGUAAACUGAAGAUAUGAGCAUUCUGCCCAACCAUUUCAUAUUUAAUUUUUCCAUGCAUACUUAUGUAUGCAGAUAGAAACUGAAGUCAUUUUUAAUCUACUAUGGGUCCCUAUUACAAAUGUAUCAAAAUCUAAAUCUGGUUGGCUUCAUAGCAUCUAAAGUACAUUAACUUGUGCUAGCAGGUGCACAUUUUACCGCUGGAAUUAGAAACACUUUGACAGUCUGUUCUGCAUACCAUUCUGAGUCCACUUUUCUGUCUUAGAAGGAUCGUAAAUUUCAAUGUCCUUUAUUUGACUCAGUGGAAUAUAGCUGUUGUAAGUAAUAGGGCACAGAUGUGCAGUAGUAUCUUGUUUAAUGGCAUUUCACUGUUCAUUCCCUUUGCCACCGUUAUAAAAUCUUGCUUUUAUUGUAAUUAUCAGUGCAAAGUGUAUUUAUCAUGGUAGAACUCCAGUGUUAGAAUAGGGGUUUUUUGGGUUCUUUUCCCCUUACAGUAUACUUCUUUGGUUAGGUUUGUGUAUGUGUUGCCAAUUACGUUAGAAAUUGGUGUUAAGUCAUUAUUUAUCACAUUCUUUCACGAGAGCAGUAAUAAAAGUGUGUAAUCUAGGAGAAAAAGUUAAUUUGUCCAACUUAGGUAAGCAUGAUGUUUAGGUCCUAUUUUUCAAUUUUAUAACUGUUUUAUUGCAACAAUAUUUGUAUUUAAGUCCUCAUUUUAAUGCCUUGUGGUGUUUUUUUUUUUAUGCAUGUCACUAAAUUGUCAUCCUGCAUAAAUUGAUGUGCAGCAUAGGGUAUUAAAUCUACAAAAUGAUUUUGAAACAGAGAAAUAGUUGAUGGUAAAAAUGUAAAUGUUUUGCAAAAAUUCCUUAUAAAAAGUUUUGUAGUAAUAUUUCACUUGUAAAUUUUUUCCUAAAAAAAUGAAAAAACAAAAAAAAUAACAGAAACGUUGCCCACAUUCUAGAAUUUAGAAAUUAAUUCUGCCAGCAAAGCCUCUAAGGCAUUCAUUUGAUAUUUUUACAAUGCUGCUUUGUAUAAUUUUGGUAGAUUUGGAACUAAAAUCAUGUACAAGUUGCCUGCAAUAACAUUUUGCAAGUAACCUAUUAAAAUUCCCCUGAGUUUAAAAUGAUUCUUCAUUUAAUUACUUAUAAUAUGAAGCAGUAACAAAUUAUGUUUAAAUGAUAAUUUACUCAUCAAGAAGGACAGUAGAAAGCAAAUGCUUCUCAAUGGAGAAACAUUGGCAGCGGCUUCUGGAUUCAUGUAAUUAAGACCUGUACUUGCUGGUCAGCGUUCCCCAACUGGCAGACUCCCAGCAGGGAAUUAAAACAGCAGAUUCCAAUUCAACAUGAAUUCUAUCAUGCCUGUUCAGCUCUUGAGAACAGAAGUUAUAGUUAUGCCUUGGCACAAAGAAAAUAUUUUCUUUUCCUCCAGUCAUAUCUUAAAAACUUUAGUCCUAAAACAAAAGUUGCAAUUUUUUAAAAGUGAGUGUGGAAAAUAAAAAUAAAAUGUUUCAACUGUU
This is a messenger RNA of Alligator mississippiensis (American alligator), 6683 nucleotides long. It is a transcript of the gene SP4, whose product is annotated as Sp4 transcription factor. Lineage: Eukaryota; Metazoa; Chordata; Crocodylia; Alligatoridae. Bases 605 to 2956 code for a protein of 783 amino acids. The transcript is spliced from 6 exons. The record is from RefSeq and is a predicted model, not a curated record.